GCAACGCACGCGCACAUGCACGCACGCACACAAAGAGAGUCGGAGAGCUGGCGCGCGCAUGGCGAGAAUGACGGAGCGCUGCAGGACGCGCUCGAGCCACGACUGAUCCACGCUCGGGCAGGUGAGCGGCUGUGACGGUUGUGAUUCGGCGCGCGCCGUUGUCUGUGAUGUUGACCUUGUCGUAGCUCCUACAGACUGCUCUGCACAGAUUGUCAAGGUGCAGCAUCAGGUGAUUAGAAAGCCACCUGCAGAAGACCGAUCCCAUGUUCCCUAAGGUUUUCCUGCAGUGGUAUGCGGCAUUUUCCUCUUGUGCAGCCAAAUUAGGUAGAAAAAAGCUCUUCAUAACCAUGGUGAUGGACAGUAAGGAGGCUAAGCGUGACGUGCGUGUAGAAGUAACCCUAUCUGAAGGCCCAGACCGGCGGCGGCCGGGUAAAUUCCAGCCGUUUCGCCGCCUGUUUGGGAGGAAAAGGAGGAGGGAGACGGAGCGUGGGUUUGAGGAAUCCAAACUUAAAACCAGCCACUCCACCGGUGAUGUGAGCAAUGGGGUGGCCUCUGGCCUGGAGGAGUCCAAUCAGCAUCUAAGAGAACUAAAUCCCCUAGGGUCUCGAGCUUUUUCACACGAGAGCAUCUUCAUCCCUGAGGACUCUGUAGAGAAGUCGUGCUCAGAACUGACCAUGUCUCAAGAGAACGUCUCAGACAAAGUCAGGAACUUGCAAAGGCAGAUAGCUCAUAAUAUAAAGUUUGGCCAGAAACCUUCCUCACUACGAAAAAGUGAAGGAGGUGAAGGAAGCUCGGAUGAGGAAGAGGUACAAAGAAGUCCUCUACAAGUCCUAGCACAAGUGGAGCCAGAGAAACCGGACUUCGAAACCAGGGAAAAGGUUUCUUCAUCUACCCAAGAUGUGGUUCAAUAUAAGACUCCUGUGAAGUCACCACGCACAAAGCGGCCUCCCCCCCCUGGAACGAUUGAAUCGAUUAACCUGGAUGCUGUUCCCCAGUCUGCUCCACGCUUGGACAACACUGCUGCCAAACAUAAACUGUCUGUCAAACCCAAAAACCAGCGAGUGUCACGCAAGCAUCGCAGAUUCACACAGGAGUUUCUGGAGGUGGAUAUUGAAGCAGCUCUACCAGAAGAGACAGAUGUGCAGACCUUUAGAGAAGAAACCGGUGUUUGGAGAGAAGGGCAUGUAAGAAGUCACUGGACCAGAGACGAUCAAGAGCUUCCUGAAAAGUCAAAGAAGCAGAGACUUCAUGAAGGAGAACAGGAGCGUUUGGAGUUCCAAAGAAUCCAGGACCAAGAGAAAAUGAGAAAAAGAGAAGAAGAAAGACGAGCUGAGGAACUGAGACUAGAACAGCAGAUGAUGCGCAGAAAACAGGAAGAAUGCCAGCGAAGGGAGGAAGAGGAGCAAAGGCAGCGUGAAGAGAAACGAAGGAAGGAAGAGGAUGAAAGGAGAAAGAGGGAAGAUGAGCAGUGUUUGAGGGAGGUGGAAGAAAGGAAGAGAUGUGAGGAAGAAGAGAGACAAAAGAGAGAAGAGGAGAGAAGGAGAGCAGAGGAAAAAGAAGAGAGCAGGAACAUAGCGGAGCGCAUUCGACUGAAGGAGGAGAGGAGAAUGAAAGAAUUGGACGAGCAGAAACAAGAGGAGGAGGAAGAGUCAGAAAAACUAAGGCUUUGGGAGUUAAAGGAAAAGCAGCGCAGAGAAGAAGAAGCUUGCCGUUAUGAGGAACAAAGAAUGCAACAAGAGGAAGAGGAGGCUGAGAUGAAAAGAUUAACUGAUGAAAAGAAAAGGAAGGAGGAGGAUAAAAUAAAGAGGCAUCAAGAAGAGAUAAGAGCUGCUGAGGAGCAUUCCUUAUCCUCUGAUCCAGAGUGGAAGAGAAAAGCAGAGGAGCUACGAUGGAGGGAAAUGGAAGAGAGGCAAAGACCUUUCACCUUCAAAGUAUCCUCGGGUGAAAAGCAAAUCCUAUUUCAGAAGGUCAAUCUAACGCCGGUUACCCCAGUACCUGCUCAGCAGGGUGAAACAGCUGCUGAAAUCAUUGCAGGACUUCCUGACUCACCAACUUUAUCUUCAUCCCUGUAUGUUCCUCACACUGCUAUACUGGUGACUGGAGCGCAGCUGUGUGGUACGGCAGUAAACCUGGAUCAGAUAAAAGACACAGCCUGUAAGUCUCUGCUUGGUCUCUCUGAGGACAAAAAAGCUUUUGGGACACCAGCAGGGAAAAACAAAACCUCACCCGAUCGCAAAUCCGGAAAAACCAAAUCUUUAAACGAAUCUUCUUUAUCUGCAGACCAGACUAGUGCUGCUGUUCUGGCAGAGUGGGCCAGUAUACGAUCCAAGAUUUUUAAAGGUGGGUUAGAUGCAAAAUACCAGGACACCCCAGACAGUGAGGUGCAGAGCAGAACAAAAAGUGAAGACAUAAAUGAGCCACCAUUCUCCCACACCAAUCUCAGGAAGACCAUGUCAGCAAGUGCUAAGUUUUCUAUUACUCCAGCCAGAAAAAAGUUUCCUGACUCAAAUAGAAAUUCUGAGGUCUUCAAUCAAGAAGAGCCAGAAGGAGGUCAGGGGGAAUUCCCAUCUCCAGAACCUGCUUCUACCCAGCAUCUUCGUUCACCUUCCACUGCCAGCAAAGGUCAAAAUAAGGCAGGGAAGUUUGUUCGUAUCUCUGACAGUACAGAAGAAUGCAAGUUUGCCAAAGACCUCCCCUCCUUCCUGGUCCCGAGUUCGCCACAUGGAUCCCUGAAAUCUCCAAUGUCUGAAACAGGACUCCUGAGCCCAGUGGACCCAGAGAACUCAAAGAAUUAUGGGGAACCAAGAGACCAAUGUGGUGAUGAGAGGCCCUCACCAUUUGGUAUCAAGCUAAGGAGGACCAACUACUCCCUUCGUUUUCACAGCGAGCAAUCUACUGAGAAGAGGAAGAAAAGAUAUAGUGCAGGGGACAGUUUUGAAGGAGUACCAGUUCCCCUUACAUCUACUGACCAACACUCUGACUCUUCUGCAAUCUCUGAGAAGACCAGUGUCAUAACUCCGCUUAGAGAGAGUGGAAACAAAUUCCAAGGAGUACCGAGUGUAGAGUCACGCACCAGGUCUGGUAGAAAUGCUUCCUCUUCAGCAUGUGACAGACUCAACUCUAAACCCCCAAUUUAUCAGAAACCAACGACAUUUCACAAACCAUCUGAUGGCGCCACACCUCCACCUUCUCCCCUACCUAAACCGAGUAGAAAGACUUCUGGGGACAUGCUCUCCCCAAGAUCACAUGGGCCAGAAUUUGUAGCUUCUGAAGAGCGUACCGAUCAAAAGUCAGAGCCAUCGGAAUCCAUGCAGUGUCAGAAAACUGGUCAGGGGGAUGAUGAGCCAAAAGAAAAGAAGUCCUUUUUUCCAUCCAUUAGCAUCCCAUGGAGGGAGAAAACAGACCGGAGGGCUGAACUCAUAAGAAAAGAAAAACCUUCACUGCAGAGCAGGCAUUCUUUGGACAGCUCACGGACACAGGAAAAAGAGACAGGACCAUUAUGGAUCACUCUGGCAUUGCAGAAGCAGAAGGGAUUUCGAGAACAGCAGCAAAGCAGAGAGGAAAGGAAGAACCAGAGAGAAGCAAAGCUGGCUGAGAAACAAGCCAGGGACAGAGAAAGUGCUGGAAUAGUGAGUCCUACAGAGGGUAAGGGGAAUGGAAACUCCGGUACUCCUAAGGCACAAACUCCAGAGGAGAACAAGAGACCAGACACUUUACUGACUCGCUUUGAACGUCGUGACAACUUAAAGAAAGCCAACACCCUGCCCACUUCUGUUACAGUUGAGAUAGCGGACUCAACCCCAUCACCCCCAGCAGCAAAGGAUAUAACAAAGCGCUUCCCACCGAGUGACACUCCACAGGUUUCCACUGAACCAGCAUGGCUUGCUCUUGCCAAGCGUAAGGCCAAAGCCUGGAGUGACUGUCCACAGAUCAUCAAGUGAUAUGCUACUUUUGACUAUUUUAACAAACCAAAAGAAGAAAAAAAAAAAAAAAAAAGAGAGAAGGGAAUCAAGCUUCUAUUCAGCUGUGUCAUUUACAGGGCAUUUCACCAUUCUUGUGACCUUUCAAAAAAUACCAUAUUUAUUACCCAACACUUCUCAUUUGUUUUUUUUGUGGUGCCAUUUUCACCUCACCGCACAGGUAGCAAGAAGCACGGAUUAACCAUAAGUAAAAGAUCAACACACUUGUAACAGUAUGUAAAAUGGUCCAGAACGACGUGUUCAAAUGUACCGUUGUCCGAAAUUCAAUUUAGGAUUCGAGGGACAGAUAUGAAAAGCGAAGCAAAGUUUUCAAUCUAACUUGAGGAUUGUUUUUACUUUGUAUUUUUUGCAUUGAAUUAAAAAAAAAUCAAGUCAGAACCAGGGAGAUCUAAACCCAGCAGAUAUAUAGCUAGCAAACCAUUUGUCCGAAUAUAUGAGGCAUGCGUAGUAUACGAUGAAAUCUUACUAGAACACAUCUAGAAAUCUUACAGAACUCCGUUGCACAGUAGGUGUUUACAGAACUUACUCACUUCACCCCUGAUCUGCAUGAGAACUUCAGAACUGGUUACUGUUUUUGUAUUUUCUUUUUUAGUCUAGACACUAGUCAAAACAACAACAAACAUCAAAUUGCCUGAACACAUAUUGACAUAUAUGGACAUAUUCUUUAACAAAAAAAAGAUUUGGGGUGUGGGAAUAUUAACUUUUGCUUUUUCAGCCAAGAUUUUCACUGUGUGACAAAUGACUGCUGUCAAUUAAAGCGGUCACUGAUACAUUAACUUACCGAUGACAGUCACUGUGUUUACUUAUGUAAAUAACUUACACAGUAAAUGUUCUUAACGACGCUUCCACCAUAUUGAAUCCAUCCCCACGGAAAUCCGUUCACCGAUUGUUACUCAGCUACCUGCUUCUUGCAGUGUUUAUGCCCUCCAGUUUCUUUGGAAAUAGCUGUCUGGAUCACAGAUUGCUUGCUUGCUGUAAUAGAGACACUGUUAUCCUAUAGCUUGUCUUAGCUCUUCUUGUAUUAGACAUUACAAAACAAGUCAGUGGGAAAUCAGUGCUUAAAAAAAAAAACAUCCUGCUUGGUGGGGGAUUAACCAAUGCCCUUAUUCUCAGAAAUAAAAAAAAAGCUUGGAAGUAACAAUUAGAAACACCAAGCCCCUCUCCUUAACGUAACGAUUUUGUAUGUAAUGUAUGUAGGUAUCUAUGUACAGAGGUGGACUGAACUGCACUGUGUUCCUUUACAGAUCUGUCGCUUCGUUUUUAAUUUGGUCGUGUGCAAUCGUGUAGUGUCAAAACGCUGUUGUAUGUAACAUUGAAAUAAAAGCGGUUUGUUGGUAA
This is a messenger RNA of Silurus meridionalis, 5318 nucleotides long. It is a transcript of the gene cracd, whose product is annotated as capping protein inhibiting regulator of actin dynamics. NCBI's taxonomy places the organism in Eukaryota, Metazoa, Chordata, Actinopteri, Siluriformes, Siluridae. The record is from RefSeq and is a predicted model, not a curated record. Gene Ontology annotation, biological process: maintenance of gastrointestinal epithelium; negative regulation of barbed-end actin filament capping.